Etheostoma cragini (Arkansas darter) is the source of this 1467-nucleotide messenger RNA. RefSeq names its product C-type lectin domain family 12 member B-like. Bases 174 to 1427 code for a protein of 417 amino acids. The record is from RefSeq and is a predicted model, not a curated record. Lineage: Eukaryota; Metazoa; Chordata; Actinopteri; Perciformes; Percidae. The transcript has 8 exons.
AAGUUAAAAUUUGGGGGUGCUGAUUCAGUAAGCAUGGCAACUCAGGUGAUGUGAUUACCUUGUAGGGGCAUGGACUUUCAGGCAGCUAUGACAGCAUGUCAAAUGGCAAAGUCUAAAACACUACACAAUAUAUUUGCAUUCAUGACUGGUUGUUCAUAUUCAGCCAGUCAUGAAUGCAAAUUCCUUUCAACCAAAAGCAGAAGUUGUUCUUUACAGACUUACAGACUUAUCCUAACAGAGGAACCAACCAGUUCUUCAUUGAAGAUGCACGGAGGAGUAAUUUGAGCGGUACAUCUCUGUCUGCAAGUCAGACAGAACCCAACAGAGCGACUGUAACCAUGGCAGAGGAGGAGGUUAACUACGCUUCGGUUGUAUUCAAAAGUAACCAACAUCCUCCACCCCAAGCUAGAAAGGAGGAGGAAACUGUGUACGAUGAAGUGAAGGAGAAGAGUAAUACAUCUGAAGAAACUGCUGACACAAACGCUAAAAAGGAGGAAACUGUGUAUGAUGAAGUGAAGGGACGGAGUGAGACAAUUGAAUUAACUGCUGACACAAACGCAGGAUUCUAUCAAGACAAGACAGCAAACAGAUGUUGUAAUGUCCAGUAUCAGCGGCUGGCCUGUUGUUUGGGGAUUCUUUGUGUCAUUCUGCUGUCGGUCAUCAUAGCAGUCGUCGUCCUCUACCACCUUUCUACAGUAAGUCAUCAGAGUGAUGAAAGUGGGCUGAUGGCUUCCAAUCGCAACCUGACAAACCUCAACAACAAACUCAUCUUAGACAAUGAAAAGACGAUGAGGGACAACAACAAUCUGACAGUCCAGUUGGACAACCUGACACAAAACUAUGUCUUAGAAAGCAAGAUCACAGACCUGACUACACGAAACCAGCAGCUGGAGACCCAAAACCAGCAGCUGGAGACCCAGAGGAACAACUUAACAGAACAAAUACGAGACCUGGAGACAAACUGGAAUAAACUCAACGUCAGUCGAGCUCAGUGGAGCAUUGAUGCCUACUGCCCCAAAGAUAAAGGGAGACGGUGUAAAGCCUGUCAGGAGGGAUGGGAACUCACCGAGCCCAGCUGCUAUGAGGUUAACAAUGUUUCUUCUGAUCAGAAAACCUGGGAAGAAGCUCGAGAAGACUGCAGAGGAAAGGGUUCAGAUUUGGCUGUUUAUACUAAAGAGGAACAUGGCGUAAUCAGUAAAUACAGCGUGAGUAGUUCAGGAACUGAUGGAUACUGGUUUGGUCUGAGAGCUGAAGGAGGGAGAUGGAAGUGGGUUGAUGGAAGUGAUCCAAAUAAAACUAAGUGGACACCACACAAUCCUCCUACUGACGGUCAGUGUGUAAUGUCUGUCCAGAACGCAGCAUGGCAAUCAGUGAGCUGUACUGAGAAAAAAAGAUGGAUCUGCAAAAUGAAGGCUUUAUCUGUUUAAACACAGCAGUCAGACUCUGCAUGAUCAAAUAUAUAUCAAA